Messenger RNA from Carya illinoinensis, 824 nucleotides. RefSeq lists its product as uncharacterized. Lineage: Eukaryota; Viridiplantae; Streptophyta; Magnoliopsida; Fagales; Juglandaceae. Gene Ontology annotation, cellular component: chloroplast thylakoid membrane. The record is from RefSeq and is a predicted model, not a curated record. Bases 280 to 630 code for a protein of 116 amino acids. The transcript has 5 exons.
CAUUGAAACAUAAUCUGAAAAAUUGUACAAGAUUUUGUAGUUAGCUUCACUAUGAUAUUAAGCAAAAUGAAUUACAUGGCUAUUUCAUGAUAAAACUCUUGAAGGAAUAUUCAAAGUCUAAGGAUGGGCAUUUUUGUUUGCAUGUGUGGUUAUGCACCAUUGUCUCAGGUAACUCAUGCUUUUCAGGGUCAUGGUCUUCUUUAUUAGCUGUAAGCAUCAUAAGGCCCCGUUUUGUUUCUCUUGGUGGAAUAACGGAAUUCUCUGCUUAUUAAGUUAUCAAUGAGUUGGGGAUGGAGAAGAGACCAAGAGACAAGCAUGGCCAUCAACAGAACCAGAGGACAAGCAUUUCAAAUCUUGGCUAAUCCUAAUGUGUCUUCAGCGAGAGGAGGCUCAAAUAAGGAAGUGAUCAUGGUUGAUCCUUUGGAAGCCAAGCGGUUGGCUGCCAAACAAAUGAAAGAAAUUAAAGCAAAAGAGAAAUUCAAGAGAAGACGUCAAAUUGAAGCCAUUAAUGGAGCAUGGGCAAUGAUUGGUCUCACAGCAGGUUUGGUAAUCGAAGGUCAAACCGGAAAAAGUAUUUUGGCACAGUUGGCUGAAUACUGGAGCACCAUUGUCGGUCUUUUUGUGCGAUAGGGGUGAAGUUUGAGAAAUUGCAGAUUCUUCUUGGAUCGUUCUUUGAAACCGAACCUGUUAGAUCUUUCAAAUAAUGUUGCUUCUGUCCACAAAUCUUGUACCUUUUUACUUGAAUUGAUACCCUUUACAUUGUAAAAACUCUUUCUGUCAGCACAGUUUAAUCAGAUUCUAAUAUGUAAAAACUCUUUCUGCCA